AAAACCCUGUUUGUUUGGCUUUAUUUUCACCACAAAAAUCUAAUUUAAUUUAUCUCUAUGAAAAUGACAAGUAUGUCGGGGAAUUAUAUUCACUAAAAAAGCAAGUAGAGCAAAAGCAGGGAUAUUAUAAACAAUUAGAAAAAGAACGCAAGGAAUUAGAAGCAAAAAUUAUUCAACUACCCCCUUUUAAAAUAAAAAAUUAG
This is a messenger RNA of Diversispora eburnea, 203 nucleotides long. The record is from the annotation of a GenBank genome assembly. Lineage: Eukaryota; Fungi; Glomeromycota; Glomeromycetes; Diversisporales; Diversisporaceae.